Lepus europaeus (European hare) is the source of this 3180-nucleotide messenger RNA. It is a transcript of the gene DSPP, whose product is annotated as dentin sialophosphoprotein. Gene Ontology annotation, biological process: odontoblast differentiation; dentinogenesis. Gene Ontology annotation, molecular function: collagen binding. The transcript is spliced from 4 exons. The coding region runs from base 1 to 3180 and encodes 1059 amino acids. Gene Ontology annotation, cellular component: nucleus; cytoplasm. The record is from RefSeq and is a predicted model, not a curated record. NCBI's taxonomy places the organism in Eukaryota, Metazoa, Chordata, Mammalia, Lagomorpha, Leporidae.
AUGAAGAUAAUUAUAUAUCUUUGCAUUUGGGCAGUGGCAUGGGCCAUUCCAGUUCCUGAAAUUAAACCAUUGGAGAGACACACUGUUGAUAAAUAUGUAGGUUUACAUCUUCUUGCAACACCAAAAGUGCCUAUACAGGAUGAGUUAAAUGCCAAUGACACCAUUAGAGAAAGUGAUGUUCCCCUGAAUGAAAAUGAAAGAGGAAGACAAGAGUAUAUAAAAGGCAGUAACAAAGGAGAAGGGAAUGGCUCUGAGUGGGCAGAACUAGGAGUGAAGAAUUCUUCCACAGAUUCCACUGUAGCUGAUGAAGAUGGGAAUAUUGGGAAUCAAAAUGAAGGCACAGAAAAGCCAGAGAUUUAUGUUAGUGAUGAGAUAUAUGGAAGUGAAAUUAACAACACAGCAAAUGGCAUUAGGGGACAAGUUAGCAUUGUUGACAAUGCUGGAACAGCAAAUGAGAGUGAUAUUAAUGGAAGUACUGAUAAGAACACACAAAAUGGGGACAUUGGAGAUGCAAGUCACAGUGAAAAUUCCACUGUAAUCCCAGAAAAUGGAAAUAAUAACAGUACACACAAUGAGGAUAAAAUAAAUGGGAAUUCCUUAGGUAAUAAGGGUGACACAAGUGCAAUAACACCUCCCGCAGAAGGUAAGAGAAAUGGGGAUACUGAGGCUGAGGUAACACCAGGCAAUGGAGAAGAUGCUGGCCUGGAAAAUUCUGAUGGGACUCCUAGUGGAAAUGGAGAAGAUGAAGAUGAAGGCCAGGGCUCUGGUAAUGGUGGAGAUGAAGAAACAGGGAAUGGAAGAGAGGGCAGUGGUAACAGCAAGGACCAGGAAAGUCAGGGUCAUGGCAACGAAGGUGACAAUGAUCAUAGCACAGGUCAACAUUCAAGUAGCACUGAAGACAACGGCCUUGAGGACAAAGAAGUUUCCAUCAAUGACACUGAUGGGGACAACACUUCCAGGAGUGAGGAGGGCUCAGAUGGUUGCCAAAGAGUAGAGGACACCCAGAAAUUCAAUCAUGGAGAAAGCAAAGGGCUGGAAAAUGGAGUCAUGAAAGAAUCAGAACCAAGCACUAUUGGGGAGGGCCAAGUUAAGGGGAUAGAAAUCAAAACUCCCAGCAGUGCCAUCAGAAAUAACAUUACAAAAGAAGCUGGGAAAGUCCAUGAAGACAGAGAAAGUAAAAGACAACAUGGAAUGAUUAUGAACAAAGGGAACGUCAAGACACAUGGAGACAUUAAUAGCAUACAAGAACCUGGUCAGAAAUUGGUACCUGGAAGUAAAAUGGAACCCAGCAAACCAGGUAGUAUCAGCAACAGUGAUGGGUAUGACAGUUAUGAUUUUGAUGAUGAAUCCAUGCAAGGAGAUGAUCCCAAUAGCAGUGAUGAGUCUAAUGGCAGUGAUGAUGCUAAUUCAGAAGGUGAUAAUGAUAACAGUAGCCAAGGGGAUACUUCCAAUAACUUUGAUGAAUCACAAAAUAAAGACAAUGACAGUGACUCUCAAGGAGAAGGAGAUGAUGGUGACAGUGACAGCACUACACACACUAAUGAUAGUGACAGUAAUGGCAAUGGGAAUGAUGAUGAUGACAGCUCAGACAGCAGUGAUGGCAGUGAAACUGGCAGCAAAUCAGACAGUACUGACAGCAGUGAUAACAGUGACGGCAAUGACAGCAGUGACAACAAAUCAGACAACAGUGACAGUGACAGUCAAUCGGACAGCAGCGACAGUGACAGCAGCGACAGCAGUGACAGUGACAGCAGCGACAGCAGCGAGAGCAGCGACAGCAGUGACAGCAGUGACAGUGACAGCAGUGACAGUGACAGUAAAUCGGACAGCAGCGACAGUGACAGCAGCGACAGCAGUGACAGUGACAGCAGCGACAGUGACAGCAGUGACAGUGACAGUAAAUCGGACAGCAGUGACAGUGACAGCAGCGACAGCAGUGACAGUGACAGCAGUGACAGCAGCGAGAGCAGCGACAGCAGUGACAGUGAUAGCAAAUCAGACAGCAGUGACAGCAGUGACAGCAGUGACAGUGAUAACAAAUCAGACAGUAGUGACAGCAGCAACAGUAGUGACAGCAGCGACAGCAGUGACAGUGACAGCAGCGACAGCAGUGACAGCAGUGACAGUGACAGUAGUGACAGCAAAUCAGACAGCAGCGAUAGUGACAGCAGCGACAGCAGCAACAGUAGCGACAGCAGUGACAGCAGUGACAGUGAUAGUAAAUCAGACAGUAAUGACAGUAGCAACAGCAGUGACAGUGACAGCAGCAACAGUAGUGACAGCAGCAACAGCAGUGACAGCGACAGCAGUGACAGUGACAGCAGUGACAGCAGCGACAGUGACAGCAGUGACAGUGACAGCAGCGACAGUGACAAUAAAUCAAACAGCAGCGACAGCAGUGACAGCAGCGACAGCAGUGACAGCAGUGACAGUGACAGUGACAGUGACAGCAAAUCAGACAGUAGUGACAGCAGUGACAGCAGUGACAGUGAUAGCAAAUCAGACAGCAGUGACAGCAGUGAUAGUGACAGCAGUGACAGCAGCGACAGUGAUAGUAAAUCAGACAGCAGUGACAGCAGCGACAGUGACAGCAGUGACAACAGUGACAGUGACAGCAAAUCAGACAGCAGUGACAGCAGUGACAGUGACAGCAGUGACAACAGUGACAGUGACAGCAAAUCAGACAGUAGUGACAGCAGUGACAGUGACAGCAGUGACAGUGACAGCAAAUCAGACAGCAGUGACAGCAGCGACAGUGACAGCAGUGACAGCAGUGACAACAGUGACAGUGACAGCAAAUCAGACAGCAGUGACAGCAGCAACAGUGACAGCAGUGACAGCAGUGACAGUGACAGCAAAUCAGACAGUAGUGACAGCAGUGACAGUGACAGCAGCGACAGUGACAGCAGUGACAGCAGUGACAACAGUGACAGUGACAGCAAAUCAGACAGCAGUGACAGCAGUGACAGUAGUGACAGUGACAGCAGCAACAGCAGCGACAGCAGUGACAGUGACAGCAGUGAUGGUGACAGUGACAGCAAUGACAGUAGUGACAGCACCUCUGACAGCAGUGAUGACAGUGACAGUCAGAGCAAGCCUGGGAAUGGCAACAACAGUGACAGUGACAGUGACAGUGAGAGUGAAGGUAGUGAUAGUAACCACUCAACCAGUGAUGACUAG